CAUUGGCUGGAAAUCGGUUGGGUGUAGGAUAAGCGUGAGACACAUACUCCGUACGGCGUUUACUUACCAUUUACGACUUGUGUACCACUACGACCGUUCGAACAAUAAGUACUGUAGGUAAGGGAUUUCGGUUCGUAAAGUCUGGUAGAGAACAUGAGGAUCCAGAGCAUGAGGAUCUGGAUGUUUUGGGUGGCUGGCUCCUCCCGGAAAUUGCCGAAUCGCGUAGGCUGCCCUUUUCCCUGGAGGUUGGUCAGCCUAGCGUUCUUCCCUGUAUUUUCGUUGCGGCAGAUGACGCGACGCGUUUGGCAGUUCGGUGACUUCGUCCAAUCCCACGGCGAUUUCACCAUCUCAGUUCACCACCACAUCUUCACUCACCAGCUCAUAUGCAUUGAUACUAGUAUGGAAUACUGUCCUUGUUGCCGGUAUUAUUAUAUGGACGAUACAUAUUGUUCCUAAGCACCGUAUUGAUACCUGUAUUGAGUCAGCAUUGAGCCACAGGCGGAGGAGUCCAAUUUGCGCUGCAGUCCAUCAUUCAAAGUCUGG
Eremomyces bilateralis CBS 781.70 is the source of this 543-nucleotide messenger RNA. RefSeq lists its product as uncharacterized. Lineage: Eukaryota; Fungi; Ascomycota; Dothideomycetes; Eremomycetales; Eremomycetaceae. The transcript has a single exon. The record is from RefSeq and is a predicted model, not a curated record. Bases 154 to 456 code for a protein of 100 amino acids.